Colletotrichum orchidophilum is the source of this 858-nucleotide messenger RNA. RefSeq names its product UBA domain-containing protein Ucp14. Lineage: Eukaryota; Fungi; Ascomycota; Sordariomycetes; Glomerellales; Glomerellaceae. The transcript has a single exon. The record is from RefSeq and is a predicted model, not a curated record. Gene Ontology annotation, molecular function: serine-type endopeptidase activity. Bases 1 to 858 code for a protein of 285 amino acids.
AUGUCCUUCACGAAUGCGCCGGUGACACGCACCCUCGUUCUUGGCCUGGUAACGACCUCCAUCGCGGCCAGCUUACUCGACGUCAAGCAUUACUUCUAUAUCGUCGUAGACACCCACUUAUGGCGCUACCACCAGUUCUGGCGCCUGCUGACGUACCAACUAUGCUGUACCAACUCGAGCGAGGUGCUUUUCGCAUCAAUGGCACUCUACCACUUGAGGGUCGUUGAACAAAUAUGGGGUUCGAGGAAAUACGCCGUGAGUUGCCAUGAGGCCCGGGCAUCGGGUUGGGUGAUGCUGACACCGCCGCAGUCAUUUAUAGCUGUAUCCGCGCUCUUCUCUGCAAUGAUACCUCCUGUCUUCUUAUCCAUCAUACUGCGGCCGUUAACCGCGGGCCUGUUCAAUUACAUGCCAGCCGGCCCAACCCCGAUCAUCUUCGCCAUACUCGCGCAGUAUCAUGCAGCGAUUCCAAACAUCUAUCGAUAUCGCGUCGCGGCGUCCUCAGCUCCGCCUACAAACGACCAAUUUGUUGGAUUGACCUUCUCUGACAAGUCAUACCGCUACGCCCUCGCCUUGCAACUGGCUCUCUUCCAAUGGCCGGGAUCAUUGCUGGGGGCUGCGGUAGGCUGGGUAGUAGGAUGCUCGUGGAGGAACGACUUGCUCCCACUUACAUUGACAAAGUGGCGCCUUCCGGGAUGGAUGGUUGGGGUCAGGACGCCGAGACGACGAACGGAAUUCGAUGGUCUCCGAAGGCGAUUAGAGGGAGAGGGCUCAUCUGCAACCACCUCGGGCGCGCAGGGCCAGGUUGAUGAGGACGCAGGACGGAGGAGACCAGCUGGCCAAGAUAGGCGUGAAGACUAA